UAUCCAAAAAACUUGAAACAGAGCAAGAGACGGAAAGCGCGCGUUGCCCUCUCUCUCUCUAUCUCUUUCACAUACCUUAAAUUCCCGCCUUCUCCAACUCGAGAUCUUUUCCUUCUCCUCAAAUUAACUUCCCCUUUCCAAAGCUCUCACUCCAUCGAUUUUUGUUUCGCAUUCGAUUCAGAUAAUCUGCAAUGCAGAUUUCACAAGAUCCGGCCAGGCGAUCUCACCACAAUUUCCUUCCGGUUUGGCACGUGGGACUGUAAGUUUAAGAAAAUUGAGGUGCAGUCCACAGUGGAUGAAAGAACUAGAACUUGAAAUUUUCCAGGAAGAGAUACCUUCCCAUUAAUAGCUGCUUGAACUAUUAUGCGCUUUGUAUCCCUUGGGCCUGUUGCUGGUUCAGAGGGUGCAGCACCAGUUAGAUUUAACAGUCCACCAAUGGCUUCCCCAUUAUCGUCCUAUCCCUCAUCAGAGAGAGGUGCAAAUCAGAGUUCAGCAACACCUAUUUGUCCUUCUACUGCUCAAUCUUUACCCUCCUCACAUGUCCCAUCUUCUGCCAGCCAGCCAAUGUUACACCAUCCCGUUCUACCGCCAAUGGUUCCACAACAGGUUUUACCUCCACCUGCUGGCUCACAGGCUUCUGGUUAUAGAGGUUCACCACCAAUUAGUUUUAACAAUUCAUCAAUGCCUUUCAGGCCAUCUUAUCCCUCAUCAGCUGUAGGUGCUUAUCAGCAUUUCCCAACACCUGUUGGCGCAGAGGCUUCUGGUUAUAGAGCUGCACUGCCAAUUAGGUUUAACAGUUCACCAACAUCUUGCCCACUAUCAUUUCAUCCCUCUUCAGAUGUAUCUGCUCAUCAGCGUUUCCCAACACUGAAUAAUCCUUCUGCUCGACCUUUACCACCUGUCCCACCUUCUGAUAGAAAGCCAGUGUUAUGCCCACCUGUUUCACCUUCAAUUGGUCAACAACAUGUUUUACCUCCAACUGCUUAUGUUCAUCCUCAGACUCAUAUCCCUUUAAUGACAAGUAAACCUCCACCUCAAACUGCAAACCUUACUGCACCAAGAGAUGAUAUCCUUCCAUCACCAUUAGGGUCACCAUUUCCUGCUGCCCAAUCAGUUUUGGAUCCAUCUUUGCACGGAUACCCCAGCAGGCAAGUCAAUCCAGUUACACAUGCUCCUGCAUCAUGUACUCCUUUUCUUGCUCAAAAAGGAGGUUUUGUACCACCAACAUCUGUAGGGACUCCUAUAGGCCCGAAUUCCGGGCAACAGAUGCAAUAUUCUAGCAUGGGACCUCCUGUAGGUGCAAUUCAGGGCUUGGUCGAGGAGUUCAGCUCUCUCUGUGUUGGAUUAUUUCCUGGAUCUGUUGAUCCUGGAAUCGAUAUCAAAGCACUGCCGAGGCCUUUGGAUGGUGACGUGGAGUCAAGUUCCUUUGUUGAGACAUACCCCUUAAACUGCCAUCCUAGGUAUUUGAGGCUGACAACUAGAGCAAUACCAAAUUCUCAGACUUUGUUCUCUAGGUGGCAUCUGCCUCUUGGAGUGGUGAUUCAUCCUCUGGCAGAAGCUCCUGAUGGGGAGAAAUUACCUAUUGUCAAUUUUGGACCAACAGGCAUUAUUCGAUGUCGAAGAUGUAAAGCACAUGUCAAUCCAUACGUCACAUUUUUUUAUCAUGGAAGAAAGUGGUGUUGCAACUUAUGCGAAUUUCUUAAUGAUGUUCCUGAUGAUUAUUUAUCUCGUUCGGAUUCAAGUGGUGGAAGAUGUGAUGCAGAACAGCAGCUUGUGUCUUUGAAGGGCAGCGUAGAAUUUGUUGCUCCAACUGAAUAUAUGUCCCGGCCUCCAAUGCCGCCCCGAUAUUUUUUUCUUAUCGAUGUAUCACUAUCCGCAGUUAGAAGUGGUAUGAUUGAGAUUGUUGCUAAGACCAUCAAGUCCUGUUUGGAUGAGUUGCCUGGCUUCCCUAGAACACAGAUUGGUUUCUUAACUUUCGACAGCACACUCCAUUUUUAUAAUAUGAAGUCGUCUUUGACACUCCCUCAAAUGAUGGUGGUAGCAGAUCUGGAUGACCUAUUUGUUCCCUUGCCGGAUGAUCUCGUUGUAAACCUGUCUGAAUCUAGAAAUGUGGUGGAUGCAUUUUUGGAUAGUUUGCCGUUCAUGUUUCAGGACAAUGCGAACAUAGAGUCUGCCUUUGGCCCUGCUCUUAAAGCAGCAUGCAGGGUUAUGAGCCAACUCGGAGGAAAAUUGCUGAUCUUUCAGACCACGUUACCGUCUCUUGGUAUUGGCUGCCUCAAGUUGCGUGGAAAUGAUCCUUGCAUUUAUGGAACAGAUAAAGAACAUACAUUAAGAAUAGCAGAAGAUCCAUUUUAUAAGCAAAUGGCUGCUGAACUUUCUAAUAAUCAGAUAGGGGUGAAUGUAUAUGCUUUCAGCGACCAGUAUUCUGAUAUAGCCUCUUUAGGAACUCUUGCAAAAUAUACAUGCGGCCAGGUAAACUAUUAUCCAUCUUUCCAAGGAGGCAUUCAUACAGAAAAGUUCAGAUGUGAGUUGACCAGGGACCUUACAAGGGAGACUGCUUGGGAAGCUGUGAUGCGCGUAAGAUGUGGAAAAGGGCUGCGGCUUACUACUUUCCAUGGGCAUUUAAUGUUCAGUUCCUCAGAUCUAAUGGAUCUCCCAGCUUUAGACUGUGACAAAGCCUUUGGGUUGGAAUUAUCUCUAGAAGAUACUUUAUUGACAACUCAAAACACAUUCAUUCAAGUUUCUCUGCUAUACACCUCAUCUUCCGGUGAAAGACGUAUCAGAGUCCAUACAGCAGCAGUACCUGUGGUAACAGAUCUUGGAGAGAUGUACCGCCACGCUGAUAUUGGGGCUAUUGUUUCUGUGUUGAGUAGGCUCGCAAUUGAGAAAACAUUAUCCCAUACGCUUGAAGAGGCUCGCCAAACUGUGAAGUUGAUAAUUGUAAAGGCCCUUAGAGAAUACAGGAACCUCUAUGCGACGCAGCAUCAGUUGGGUGUCAGGAUGAUAUAUUCAGAAUCACUGAAACUCUUACCUCUCUAUGGACUUGCACUGUGUAAAUCAGUACCUCUUCAUGGAGGAUAUGCCGAUGUUCAACUUGAUGAAUGCUGUGCAGCUGGUUUCAAUAUGAUGAUUUUGCCUGUUAAACAGUUGAUGAAGCUACUCUAUCCCAGCUUGACUCGUAUCGAUCACCACCUUGUAAAGGCACCAGCUGAUGCUGAUGAUUUCAGGAACCUCUCGAAACAAUUACCUUUGGCAGCUGAGAGCUUAGAUCCUACAGGCCUUUAUAUGUAUGACAACGGAUUUUGCUUCAUUAUUUGGUUCGGUGGAAUGUUAUCUUCUGAGAUCGUCAAAAAUUUAAUUGGAGGAGAUUUAACUUGUUUCCCUGAUCUCUCCAAGGUGAACCUUACUGAGUUCGACAAUGAAGUGUCAAGAAAGCUAAUGGGAAUAAUACGAGCCUCAAGGGAGAACUGUCCUUCUGAUUAUCAUGUGUGUCAUCUUGUAAGACAAGGAGAACAACCAAGAGAAAAUACAUUGCUGGUAGCGAAUCUUAUUGAGGACCAGACCAGGGGGAUCUGUAGCUAUGUUGAUUGGAUCCAGCAAUUACACCGGCAAGUCCUGCAAAUUGCAUGAAUAGUUGGUAGUGCGUUGUGAAUUGGUAGUCGCAAGAUUUUAUUUUAUUUUCCCUGUUUUUCCCUUUGCUUUAUACCUUCUUCUGUUCUGUCUUUAGGAUAUCGUUUAUACACAGUAUGGUUUGUUAGACUGAAACAUGUUGGGAAAGUUUUCACUAUAUAAUCCCCCAAAGAAGCAAACUAUCAAGAAACAAUCACGUUGAUAUUGGAAUGUACAUGUCUUGAGCUUC
Molecule: messenger RNA, 3859 nt
Organism: Magnolia sinica
Lineage: Eukaryota; Viridiplantae; Streptophyta; Magnoliopsida; Magnoliales; Magnoliaceae
Product: protein transport protein SEC24 A-like
Exons: 13
Coding region: 364-3630 (1088 amino acids)
Biological process (GO): endoplasmic reticulum to Golgi vesicle-mediated transport; intracellular protein transport; COPII-coated vesicle cargo loading
Cellular component (GO): COPII vesicle coat; endoplasmic reticulum exit site
Molecular function (GO): zinc ion binding; SNARE binding
Source: RefSeq, a predicted model, not a curated record